AUGGUGGAUAUUAUUUUCAGCUCUUCUUUCUUGGGUGAUAUGGGGGAUCAUUCCAAAAAGAAGCCAGGAUUCGCGAUGUGUGUAGGAUGUGGAAGUCAGAUCCAUGACCAGUACAUACUGAGAGUCUCUCCCGACCUGGAGUGGCACGCAGCCUGCCUGAAGUGCGCAGAGUGCAGCCAGUACCUGGAUGAGACCUGCACUUGUUUCGUCCGGGACGGAAAAACCUAUUGUAAAAGAGAUUAUGUAAGGCUGUUUGGAAUAAAAUGCGCAAAAUGCAACCUGGGAUUCAGCAGCAGCGACCUGGUGAUGAGAGCCCGGGAUAACGUGUACCACAUCGAGUGUUUUCGGUGCUCGGUGUGCAGCAGGCAGCUGCUGCCGGGAGACGAGUUCUCUUUGCGGGAAGAAGAGCUGCUCUGCCGGGCGGACCACAGUCUGCUGCUGGAGAGGAGCUCCGCAGGAAGUCCCAUCAGCCCCGGUCACAUCCACUCCAACAGACCGCUGCACCUGGCAGCAGACCCGGUCACGGUGCGGCAGGCCCCGCAUCGGAACCACGUCCACAAGCAGUCGGAGAAGACGACGCGGGUCAGGACGGUGCUGAACGAGAAGCAGCUCCACACGUUGCGGACCUGCUACAACGCCAACCCGAGGCCGGACGCGCUGAUGAAGGAGCAGCUGGUGGAAAUGACCGGCCUCAGCCCCAGGGUGAUCCGGGUCUGGUUCCAGAACAAGCGCUGCAAAGACAAAAAGAAAUCAAUCCUCAUGAAGCAGCUCCAGCAGCAGCAGCACAGUGAUAAGACUAACCUGCAGGGCCUCACAGGGACGCCUCUUGUGGCUGGAAGUCCUAUCCGACAUGAGAGCACCGUGCAGGGAAACCCAGUGGAGGUUCAGACCUACCAGCCUCCAUGGAAGGCCCUGAGUGAGUUCGCCUUGCAGAGCGACCUGGACCAGCCAGCCUUCCAACAACUGGUGUCUUUCUCUGAAUCGGGCUCUCUCGGGAACUCCUCGGGCAGCGACGUGACUUCAUUGUCCUCUCAGUUACCGGACACCCCCAACAGUAUGGUACCCAGCCCGGUGGAGACGUGA
This is a messenger RNA of Seriola dumerili (greater amberjack), 1083 nucleotides long. It is a transcript of the gene isl2b, whose product is annotated as insulin gene enhancer protein ISL-3. Bases 1 to 1083 code for a protein of 360 amino acids. The record is from RefSeq and is a predicted model, not a curated record. Lineage: Eukaryota; Metazoa; Chordata; Actinopteri; Carangiformes; Carangidae. The transcript is spliced from 6 exons. Gene Ontology annotation, biological process: axonogenesis; neuron fate specification; positive regulation of transcription by RNA polymerase II. Gene Ontology annotation, cellular component: nucleus. Gene Ontology annotation, molecular function: cis-regulatory region sequence-specific DNA binding; DNA-binding transcription factor activity, RNA polymerase II-specific.